Molecule: messenger RNA, 787 nt
Organism: Melozone crissalis (California towhee)
Lineage: Eukaryota; Metazoa; Chordata; Aves; Passeriformes; Passerellidae
Gene: MPDU1
Product: mannose-P-dolichol utilization defect 1
Exons: 7
Coding region: 13-735 (240 amino acids)
Biological process (GO): oligosaccharide biosynthetic process
Source: RefSeq, a predicted model, not a curated record
GCGGGAGCCGCCAUGGAGCCGCUCCGGCCUUGGCUCGUCCCGUUCCUGCUGCCCGAGCACUGCUUCGACCGAUUUUUCCUCCACUUCCAGCUGCUCGAUGUUCCGUGCCUAAAAAUCCUCCUGAGCAAAGUUCUGGGCUAUGGAAUCGUGGCAGGAUCCGUCCUGGUGAAGGUGCCCCAGCUGCUGAAGGUUUGGGGGUCCCGCAGUGGGGGGGGGCUCAGCCUCCCCUCGGUGCUGCUGGAGCUGCUGGCCCUGGGGGGCUCCGUGGGCUACGGCUGCGCCAGGGGCUUCCCCUUCAGCGCCUGGGGGGAGUCGCUCUUCCUCCUCCUGCAGACCCUCACCCUCCUCUUCCUCAUCCUGCACUUCGGGGGCCGCACGGGCCGAGGGCUGGCGCUCGUGGCCGUUUUUGGGGCGUUUUUGGGGAUUUUGGUGUCACCUCUGACCCCGCUGAGCUUCGUCACCGCCCUGCAGGCCCUGAACCUGCCCAUCAUCAUCCUCAGCAGGCUGAUCCAGAUCGUCACCAACGCCCGGCAGGGCCACACGGGGCAGCUCUCGGGGGUCUCCACCGGGCUCCUGUUUGGGGGGGCCCUGGCCCGGAUCUUCACCUCCCUCACGGAAACCGGGGAUCUCCUCUUGGCCUCGACCUUCGCGGCCUCGGCCACCUGCAACGGGGUCCUGCUGGCCCAGGUGCUGCUCCUGGGGGGCUCCCGGGACCCCCACCCCAAAAAGGAGUGACCCCAAAAUUCCCUGCACCCCAAAAAACCCCAAAAUCCCCCCAAAAAUCGCC